Ascochyta rabiei is the source of this 1086-nucleotide messenger RNA. RefSeq lists its product as uncharacterized. The coding region runs from base 1 to 1086 and encodes 361 amino acids. The record is from RefSeq and is a predicted model, not a curated record. The transcript has a single exon. Lineage: Eukaryota; Fungi; Ascomycota; Dothideomycetes; Pleosporales; Didymellaceae.
AUGUGUGAUCACGAGGGCACUAGAUGUAAGGGCUGUCUUGAAGCCCGGUACUGCUCUCAAGAUUGCCAGAGGACCGACUGGCCCGUCCAUAAGCCCGUCUGCGAAGCUUACGCAGAGUUCUCUGAUGUUCGCCGUCUUAGUGAAUACCACAAGCGCGCGCUUUCUUUUGCGGAAGUUGACAACCUGCCCCGUUUCGUAUGGCUUGAAGUUCAACCACGAGCGGACGAUGACAAAGCAAACGGAGAAACUGGCGAAGCCACUCUGGAGGAUAGGGUCCUGGUACCCCAGCUCAAACUGUACCUUGGUACCUUAAACGGAUUUCUUUCUCAAGGCGGCAUAGAGAAAGACGAGAUGAGCAACACAGUCCUCCAUCGCAAGAUUGGACGUGGCAUCACCGUGGCCGGACGCCUAACCAACAACACCGACUCGCUCCCUGGCAACCAUCAGGUCAACAAAAGCCCGCUCGCGAUCGAAAAGGAACCUUUGGAGAUCUGGUUUGGUGACGUCGUUGCAUGCGGCUUUACGGAGGAUACUAAGCGCAUCCAAGACCUUAAUCUCAUGGACUUCCGUCACCUGGUCGACAUCAUCGGUUACAUAUAUGACCACACGCGCCGCGAGUGCAACGAAAAGUUCAAUAGUCACAGGCGCAUUCAUCCCUGCGCAGCGGAAGAGAAGCUGGGCUGUCGCUUUCUCGGAAUUCUGCCCACCUCUGCCGCGCAAUUCGACGCAAAGAGCGAAGUUGCCACUCCCAUCAUGACUCGCAUUGGUAUCCCUCUUGUAUUCCGCAGACUCCCACCCGAGACGCGCGGGCGUGACAGGAAACUCGGUUUGCCACGUAAGCUAAUUGGCUGGAACCCUACCUUGAGGCCCUUCGAUCCUACGAUCCCGUUGUGUGACUGGCGUCAUGGUGUGGGCAAAGCACUUGUCGUGAGGAAGGAUGGAAAGCCGCUGUGUCAGACAUAUGUUGCGGCCUUUGUUGACUAUGUGCACAAGACGGUUUCAUAUUGCCACGAUAAUCGCGAGACUGCUAGGGGAGUGUUAGACAGCUACACUAAGGGGGAUUUUAUGGGCUGGUACGAUGGCUAG